Osmerus eperlanus (European smelt) is the source of this 1947-nucleotide messenger RNA. Its product is annotated as mucin-5AC-like. The annotation marks the transcript as partial. The record is from RefSeq and is a predicted model, not a curated record. NCBI's taxonomy places the organism in Eukaryota, Metazoa, Chordata, Actinopteri, Osmeriformes, Osmeridae. The transcript is spliced from 3 exons.
ACCACAGACGCUCCAACAACAACCACAGCUUCUCCCACUACAAACACAGCUGCCCCUACAACGAGCACAGACGCUCCAACAACAACCACAGCUUCUCCCACUACAACCACAGCUGGCCUUACAACUACCACAGAGACUCCAACAACAACAACAACAGCCACUCCUACAACUACCACAGAGGUUCCAACAACGACAACAGCUGUUCCCACUACAACCACAGCUGCACCUACAACUACAACAGGUGCUCCCACUACAACAUCAGCUGCACCUAUAACCGCAACAGAGGCUCCAACACCAACCACAGCUUCUCCUACUACAACCACAGCUGGCCCUACAACUACCACAGAGGCUCCAACAACAACAUCAGCCACUCCUACAACUAGCACAGAGGCUCCAACAAAAACCACAGCUUCUCCCACUACAACCACAGCCGGCCCUACAACUACCACAGAGGCUCCAACAACAACAACAGCAGCCCCAACAACUACUACAGAGGCUCCAACAACAACAACAGCCGCGACCACUACAACCCCAGCUGCCCCUACAACUACCACAGACGCUCCAACAACAACCACAACCACAGCCUCUACCACUACAACCACAGCUGCCCCUAUAACGAGCACAGAGGCUCCAACAACAACCACAGCUUCUCCCACUACAACCACAGCUGGCCCUACAACUACCAUAGAGGCUCCAACAACAACAACAGCCACUCCUACAACGAACACAGAAGCUCCAACAACAACCACAGCUUCUCCCACUUCAACCACAGCUGGCCCUACAACUACCACAGAGGCUCCAAAAACCACAACAGCCACUCCUACAACUAGCACAGAGGCUCCAACAACAAACACAGCUUCUCCCACUACAACCACAGCUGGCCCUACAACUACCACAGAGACUCCAACAACAACAACAACAGCCAAUCCUACAACUACCACAGAGGUUCCAACAACGACAAAAGGUGCUCCCAAUACAACAUCAGCUGCACCUAUAACCGCAACAGAUGCUCCAACAACAACCACAGCUUCUCCCACUACAACCACAGCUGUCCAUACAACUACCACAGAGGCUCCAACAACAACAACAGCCACUCCUACAACUAGCACAGAGGCUCCAACAACAACCACAGCUUCUCCUACUACAACCACAGCUGGCCCUACAACUACCACAGAGGCUCCAACAACAAGAACAGCCACUCCUACAACUAGCACAGAGGCUCCAACAACAACCACAGUUUCUCCCACUACAACCACAGUUGCACCUACAACUACCACAGAGGGUCCAACAACAUCAACAGCUGCCCCAACUACAGAGGCUCCAACAACAACAACAGCCACUCCUACAACUACCACAGAGGCUCCAACAACAACAACAGCCACUCCUACAACUACCACAGAGGCUCCAACAACAACAACAGCCACUCCUACAACGAUCACAGAGGCUCCAACAACAACCACAUCUUCUCCCACUUCAACCACAGCUGGCCCUACAACUACCACAGAGACUCCAACAACAACAACAGCCACUCCUACGACUACCACAGAGGUUCCAACAACGACAAAAGGUGCUCCCACUACAACAUCAGCUGCACCUAUAACCGCAACAGAUGCUCCAACAACAACCACAGCUUCUCCCACUACAACCACAGCUGUCCCUACAACUACCACAGAGGCUCCAACAACAACAACAGCCACUCCUACAACUAGCACAGAGGCUCCAACAACAACCACAGUUUCUCCCACUACAACCACAGCUGCACCUACAACUACCACAGAGGGUCCAACAACAUCAACAGCUGCCCCAACUACAGAGGCUCCAACAACAACAACAGCCACUCCUACAACUACCACAGAGGUUCCAACAACAACAACAGCUGCCCCAACAACUACCACAGCUGCCCCUACAACGAGCACAGAGGCUCCAACAACAACCACAGCCUCUACC